This is a messenger RNA of Athene cunicularia (burrowing owl), 2047 nucleotides long. RefSeq names its product WD repeat domain 77 (gene WDR77). The record is from RefSeq and is a predicted model, not a curated record. The transcript is spliced from 8 exons. Gene Ontology annotation, biological process: oocyte axis specification. Gene Ontology annotation, molecular function: protein binding. Gene Ontology annotation, cellular component: methylosome. The annotation marks the transcript as partial. NCBI's taxonomy places the organism in Eukaryota, Metazoa, Chordata, Aves, Strigiformes, Strigidae.
CCCCCUGAGGUGGGUGCCCCCUUCGCUUCCCCCCAAGGUGCCGUGGAGCUGUGGGAGCUGGACGAGAACGAAACUCUGAUCGUCAACAAGUUCUGUAAAUAUGAGCACGAUGACAUCGUCAUGGCGGUGGCCGUCCUGGCCAGCAACAACCAGGCUGUCAGCGGCGGCCGGGACUUCAGCGUCAAGGUCUGGGAUCUCCCGCAGCAGUCAGUGCUGCACUCCUACAGAGCUCACUCUGGUUCAGUGACAUGCGUGGCUUCCUGUCCUGGUAAGGACACUGUGUUCCUGUCCUGUGCUGAGGACAGCAGAACUUUACUCUGGGACACCAGAUGCCCCAAACCAGCUACUCGAAUCGUUUGCAGUGCCUGUAAUCACCUCCCUACCUCAGUCAUGUGGCAUCCACAGAAAAGUGACAUCUUUGCUUUGGGUGAUGAAAAUGGAACAGUUGCACUAGUAGACACAAAGAAUCCUGAUUCUGCCCUCAGCUCCACCGUGCAUGCCCGAAGUAUCACGGGAUUUGCGUUUUCUACACAUAGCUCACCCUUGCUGGCUUCAAUCAGUGAAGACUGUUCAGUAGCUGUUCUUGACUCAGACCUCUCCGAGGUGUUCAGAAACCGUUCUCACCGAGACUUUGUCAAAGGCUUAUCCUGGUCUCCCUCAGACAAUGCCUUGCUCACUACAGUUGGAUGGGAUCAUCAGGUUUUACAUCACACUGUCCCCAUGCCAACUGGUGAAGCUUCUGGAGUCAACUGUGUAAAAGAAUAGUUUUAUAAACUCACAGUCCAAAUUCCUUCCUGGCAUUACUUUGAUUCUGCUGAAGUCAAAGGUGUGUGUGAACCAGAGCGGGUAGGGUCUGUUUGCCUUGAAGCUGGUGACUAAGACGGUUCCUGUAGUAAUUUUGAAUUAGACUUAAGUUAGUUACAAACCAAGCUUUACCCUCUCCUAAGGAGUUGGCUUCACCUGUGAUAAGACUUGAGUAUUUUACCCAGAAAAAAAAAAAAUUGACUUCAGGCACAGAGGAGACUUGGAAAGACAAGGAAUUAUGUAUAAUUUAAUAAAAAGACUGGAUUCCUCCUUCCGUUCUCCAACCCAUCCAUGCAAUUAAUUAGAAAGGCUUUAUUGGUGGAGGUUAAAAACAAGAGCCCCCCUUGAGUAAAGGUCUGUCUUUGCUCUGCAAACCAGUUCUUGCGGCCGAGGAGGCCUUGGCGUUUCGGGAGGGGAUCCAGGGUUGCCCUUGCGGCAGCAGGUGCUGGGGGGGUUGGUCUGUGAUGCCUCCGAGCGCGGAGCCCGCGGCGAGCACCACGGACCCCCGGCGUGAGGAGCCUGUGUGCUGCCUGAGGCACCCGGCCGUGGCCCCGUAAUUAAACACCUUCUUGACGGGGCACGGCCCGUGCUGCUCGUCGGUGGCUUCGCAGCUGGGCCGGCUCAAAGCAGCGCGGCAAGCCAAGGGAAGCUAGCGGUUGCGGUGCUGUUUGACACCGUGUUUGUCUCCUCUGUGCUGAAGACAACUUACGCAAAGAUAAGACCUGUGAACAAAAGUUGAUGUAAGGGAAAAACUGGACUUAAGGACUUCAGUUUUCAUUUGCUUGCUCCUGUAAACAGACUCUGCUUAGCGGUAAAUGAGGCUUCUCACGCACUUGUGAUGAGUGACUUUGUGCUGGCGACUGAGGGGACCGAGCACUCCCGUAGUCCCCAAAACAGACUCCACGUAAUCCUUAGAGGUGUUUGGGUUUUUUUUUUUGUAGUAUACCACAUACUUUUCAAACUAAACUAUUUCCCUGGAACACAUUUAACUGAAAGAAAUUGUUGCUCUGCAUGCAUUGCUACUACUCUAGAUAUGGCUUGGUCUGGCCUAGUAUUUCCUAGACAGAAUAAAGCAGGUCCUGACUAAUGAAACAAAAAAUACUACUGAAACAAAUACUACUUCUGUUUCUUUAGCACAUUAACAACACUAAAAUGUACCCCACUUCCAGUGGGCUUACCCUGUAUAAACAUCAGUGUUGGAUGAGCCAAAUUCCAGAGCCCACAGUUGUUAAUGCAGGCUAAG